UAGAAGGUCUCGGCGAUUAUUACCGUCGGCCGGGGUCCACCGUGAAAGACGCGCGGGGAGGCGCCGGUGGAGUCGAUCUUAACGACCACCGUCCGCGCCGGGUCCGGAUGUUGUUGCCCGUUGGUCGCCGCCGUCGUCGCCGCCGUCGUCGUCGUGCUGCCCGUGGCCGGUGCGCACAAGAGGAAGCAUGUCGAGCCUAGCGCGAAGGAGACGCACGGCCGUGCUCGGCUCCAAGCGAUGGUGGCAAGGUGGCUGUUGGGCGACCAGGGGCCACCAGGAGGCGUACCUGCGCAAGCUCUACGGCAGGAAGAGCGACAAGGGCGGCCAGAACGACGAGGACGCGGCGCAGCCUCGCGACCUCGUGUCACCCUCACCCUGGACAUCAGCCGGCGUCGUGUACGACCUACCGAGCGCUACCGGCGAGCACUACCUCGACGCCUUCCUCAGGAGUCGCGAAAACGAGGCGAACGACGACGUGGACGAUGUCGUCGCCGCGGUGGUCGGCUGUCCGGCGUUGGCGACGUCGCGAGCCAGCCCGACGGAGAAGUGCGUGGAGUACCUGAAGAGCGCCCAUGACGACGGGACCAGUUUCGAGCACCGCCGUGCCGCGGGAGACGCGGAAUGCGGCCGCGUAGCCGAGUGCGGCUCGGUGCAUUCGGGUUACGAUGUGGUGGCCGGCUCUUCGGAGAAGGUGUGCAGGAGCUGCAGGUGCCCGCGGGAGGAGCACCAGCGGACUUCGACCGAGGCGGGAGGUCCCUCGGGACUCGGCCUGGGCCCGGGCCCGCCGAUGGCGAUGGCCAUGGCGUUCCCGAGCGGCGCCGGCGGCGCGCCUCACCAGGAGCCGUUCAAGAGCCCGGUGCAAGCUGCCCCGGCCGGCCUGGCGCUGCAGGAGGCCCUGAUGCACCACCAGAGGCAUUCGCAGAGCGACGACGACAGCGGGUGCGCGCUCGAGGAAUAUACCUGGGUGCCGCCCGGACUCAGGCCCGACCAGGUGCACCUGUACUUCAGCGCGCUACCUGAGGACAAAAUUCCGUACGCGGGUAGCGCGGGCGAGCGGGAACGGGUGAAGCAGCUGUUGCAGCAACUGCCGCCGCACGACAACGAGGCGCGGUAUUGCAGCGGCCUGACCGAGGAGGAGAAGCGCGAGCUGCGGGUUUUCGCCGCGCAGCGGAAACGCGAGGCAUUGGGCCGCGGGCACGCGAGCCAGCUCGAGCGGCCGCACGGCGCGGGCUGUCGGGAGUGCGGCCGACCCGUAGCGGCGGGCGAGAUGGCCGUCGCUGCGAGCCGCGCCGGACCGGCCGCGCUCUGGCAUCCCGCAUGCUUCGUCUGCUGCGUCUGCCGGCAAUUGUUGGUCGAUCUGAUAUACUUCUGGAGAGACGGCCGAUUGUACUGCGGCCGUCACCACGCCGAAACGUUGAAGCCGCGCUGCUGCGCCUGCGACGAGAUCAUUCUCGCCGACGAGUGCACCGAGGCCGAAGGCAGGGCAUGGCACAUGCGCCAUUUCGCUUGCUUAGAGUGCGAUCGACAGCUCGGCGGCCAGAGGUACGUGAUGCGAGAGGGACGGCCGUACUGCCUGCGUUGCUUCGACGCGUCCUUCGCCGAAUACUGCGAUAGCUGCGGCGAGCCGAUCGGCGUCGACCAGGGCCAGAUGUCGCACGAGGGUCAGCACUGGCACGCGACCGAGUCCUGCUUCAGUUGCGCUACGUGUCGCGCCUCCCUCCUCGGCCGGCCGUUCCUGCCACGUCGCGGAGCUAUUUACUGUAGCAUAGCGUGCAGCAAGGGCGAACCGCCGACAACACCGAGCGACUCCUCCGCCGGGCCGCCGCCGCCGCCGCCCUCUUUCCUCAGGACCGGCAGGAGGCAAGUGGUGGCUAUGAGCGAAGGUUCGUCGAGUCCACCGCCUCCACCUCCGCCGCCCCCUCCCCCAGGCUCGAGACACACUCUCGGAUCGCCUAGGAACUCGCCUCGGAUGACCAGGAAGCAGCAAGCUUCCGCUUCCUUGGCGACGACGCCCACUCAGAGCACCCUGAGCCCCGAGUUCGUCGUGGAAGGCUUCCCCUCAAGCGGGUCCAGACCCAGUGGUCUCGACAGGGUACUUCUGGAGCGGAACCUCGAGAGGCUGCUGCAGGAACGCGGCUCUCAUCCCGACGAGAACCGCAACGAAUUGGGAAGGCUGAUGCAAGCACGAGACCGAGAGCCCCUCAGAUGUGUUCAGAACUGCACUCCUUCCCACGCGUCGAGCAUGCCGGAACUGCCGCCGCCCCCGCGGCCGUCGUCGGGAGCGUCGGCGUCGACAUCGACCGCCGGCGCAGCGUCCGCCGCCGUAUUGGCGCAGGAGACGGCGACGUCGCCGGUCACUCCGGUCGGAGCGAGCCAGACGGACCCGCCGACGCCGACGUCGCGACGCGUGCGAUUCCAAGGGGACCUGGACAUCAACGAUCACGGCGCGACGUCGCGUAUACCUCUCUCGCUGACGAACGACCGGAACUCAUCGUCGUCGCCUUCCCCACCGCCCGCCUCGCUGACGAGGGCGAACGUAUCCCGAUCGAGGAGUCUGCAACCCGAGGAAGUUGCCAGCACGUCGACUUGGGGUACGGCGGGUACCUCUAGGUCGAGGAUGGACGGCGAGGACGACGACGUCGAGAGCUGCUGCUCGACGUGCAGCUCGUCCAGCAGCUCGGACGAGGCCGCGGCUUACGCGCUGCCGCCCCGGCGGGCCUACGGCGGCGUCAGGAUCUCUUACGUGCCGAACGACGCGGUGGCGUGCGCGAGGAAACGAGCGCCCGCGUCCUCGUCGUCGUCGAAUCAGGCGCAGAAGGACACCGAGAAGUGCGUCAUAUCUUGAUGACUCCUCCGGCCACGAUCUACGAGCCCGGACGUCGCCCUGUGUCGCCAUCGAUGAUCUGAUCGUCGGAGGACGAGAGAGAGAAAGAGAGAGAGACAACGAUGAAAAACGACGGCAGCCGGCAAAUCAGAACCAGUUCCUACGAAGUGGACGCACUUUUCGAUAUCUUCCGAGGCGUCGUCGUCGACGAUGUUCGCGUCUCCGGCAGGCGACGACACGCGCCACCUGGACGUCGCGCGUUCGUGCGGCAACGCGAUGACAAAUACUCAGUUUGUUCGUGUACAUAUAUUGAGCUCUCUUCCGGGACGGUCGUCCGACGGUCCCUUUUAUUUUUAAUACCCCAUUAAUGUAUUUGAUAAUAAUAACGAUGACGAUGAUAAUAAA
Molecule: messenger RNA, 3229 nt
Organism: Dinoponera quadriceps
Lineage: Eukaryota; Metazoa; Arthropoda; Insecta; Hymenoptera; Formicidae
Product: protein prickle-like
Exons: 7
Coding region: 188-2845 (885 amino acids)
Molecular function (GO): zinc ion binding
Source: RefSeq, a predicted model, not a curated record